Closterium sp. NIES-67 is the source of this 1150-nucleotide messenger RNA. The record is from the annotation of a GenBank genome assembly. NCBI's taxonomy places the organism in Eukaryota, Viridiplantae, Streptophyta, Zygnematophyceae, Desmidiales, Closteriaceae.
AGGUAUACCGUACAGAGAAAGAAUCCGCGAGCGGGGCGUACUGAGAAAGCUAUAUAUAUUCCGACUUCCCGAAAUGACAGUCAUUAGCUAGUAACUUGAACACUCCAGUUCGCCGCUGCUGGUACUCCUCGGUUUUCGGUUUUCUAACUACACCUUCGCCGUCGUAUCAUCGAGACAGUAGUAUCCUACUACUCGUCCCUGCUGAGUCUCUUCGACACCUUUUCGUCCGACGGAGUCCAUCCGCUCGUCGCAAGACAUGGCUUCGCGCUCGCGUCUCGUUCAGCGACUGGCAGUCGCUGUCGCGGUCGUCCUCCUCACUGUCGCUUGCGCGACCCAUGCGACGGCUGCGACCCCAGACCGGUGCGCGGCGGUGCGGUGCAUGACGAAUCGCAAGUGCGAGAUAGUGAACGGGUCCGCGCAGUGCGUGUGCAAGCCGCCAUACUACCUUGACGGCGACGAGUGCAAGGACCUGUGUCUGACGACCAAGUGCCCUGGCGGCACCACGUGCAAGGUGGUUCGCGACAAGGUCAAGUGCGUCUGCCCGCCGCCUCUCGUGCUUCGCAACAACGUUUGCUUUGACCUAUGCGCUGCCACCACGUGUCCUGUCAACUUCGCCUGCAAGGUGGCCAACGGCACGUCCAAGUGCGUGUGCCGCGCGCCCUUCUACCUCGACGGCAACGAGUGCAAGGAUCGCUGUCUGACGACCAAGUGCCCUGGCGGCACCACGUGCAAGGCGGUGAGGGGGAAGAUUGCGUGUGUCUGCCCGCCCCCUCAAGUGCUCCAGGGCACGCAGUGCGUUGCUCCAACCUCCUGCCGCAAAGCGCGCUGCCCGGCUACUGCCCGCUGCAGCGUGGUGGCUGGCGCCGCCACGUGUGUCUGCCCUCGCUUCCUCAGUCUCACGGACGGCGAGUGUAAGAAUCCCUGCGCCACUAUUCUCUGCGGCGUCAACAAGAAGUGCAAGGUCGUCAAUGGCCAGGCGAAGUGUGUGUGAGUAGAGAUACCGACCUACUAACCUUCGAAGGGUAUAUUCCUAAGUGGUAGCUACCAUACCACGAUAGAGUAAUUUGAUAUGGCCUUCUAAUGCUGGGAAAAAAUUUACCUGUUAUGCUGCUAUAUACAUUUUGAGUACAUGAAUCAUGUCGACAGUUCC